This is a messenger RNA of Scomber scombrus (Atlantic mackerel), 1974 nucleotides long. RefSeq names its product galactose mutarotase (gene galm). The record is from RefSeq and is a predicted model, not a curated record. Gene Ontology annotation, molecular function: carbohydrate binding; aldose 1-epimerase activity. Lineage: Eukaryota; Metazoa; Chordata; Actinopteri; Scombriformes; Scombridae. The coding region runs from base 19 to 1065 and encodes 348 amino acids. The transcript is spliced from 9 exons. Gene Ontology annotation, biological process: beta-D-galactose catabolic process via UDP-galactose, Leloir pathway; glucose metabolic process.
GUUCCUCUUCCUGUGAGCAUGUGCUCCAAGAUGACUCAGGUUAGCCAUCAGCAGUGGGGAGAGGUGUCUGGCCUGGGCAGUGUGGACCUGUGGCUCCUCAAAUCUUCCCAGGUGCGGGUGGAGAUUCUCACCCUGGGUGCAAUUAUCAGGUCUGUGUGGAGCACAGGGAAGGAUGGGAAGAUGGAAGAUGUUGUCCUGGGCUAUGAUGACCUGGAAGGUUAUGUGUCAGAUAAGAGGUAUUUGGGAGCUGUGGUGGGCCGUGUGGCCAACAGGAUUGCACAAGGACACUUUGUAGUGGAGGGAAAAGAAUACCAACUAGAUAUCAACAAUGGACCUAAUGCACUGCAUGGAGGGCUGCGAGGCUUCAAUAAGGCUAUCUGGCAUGCUGCAGCAGUGGAAGGUGGUGUACAGUUGAGUCUUACCAGUCCAGAUGGAGACCAGGGUUAUCCUGGAGAGGUGCAGGUCUCCGUCACCUACACUCUACAGGGCGAAACUCUGACUGCUGAAUAUCAAGCCAAGUGCACUAAAACCACUCCGAUCAACCUCACCAACCACUCAUACUUCAAUCUGGCAGGACAGGCUGCAGCAGACAUCUAUGACCAGGAAGUGUCCAUCAGUGCUCAGUCCUACCUCCCAGUGGAUGACACAUCAAUUCCUACAGGAGAGAUCAGAGCAGUGGAAGGAAUGCCUUUUGACCUCAGAAAGCCAGUUCUGAUUGGCUCUCGGCUGAAGGAAGUUCCAUGUCCAGGAUUUGAUCACAACUUCUGUCUGUCAUCACCUGGAGACCCCUGGACAGAGAGACAUGCUGCCAGGGUGUGUCACCCAGCCAGUGGGCGUGUCCUGGAGGUUUCAACUAGCCAACCAGGGGUCCAGUUCUACACAGCCAACUUCCUGGAUGGCUCCAUAGUAGGAAAGGGUGGGGCUAGGUACGGGAAGCACAGCUCCUUCUGCCUGGAGACUCAGAAUUGGCCUGAUGCUGUUAACCAGGCUUCAUUCCCUGACUGUCUUCUGCGUCCUGGUGAGGAAUACCGACACAUCACUCGCUUCAUCUUCACCACUGUGUGAUCUGAAGUCAACAUUUCUGUCUACCAGCUGUGGACCUUUGAAGAAGAUAACUGGUUUUGUGCCAUACUUGAUUAAUUAAAAAAAAAGUACACUAAUUAAUCAAAUUAAUUAAUAACGACUAACUGGAGCUUUUUGUUUAUAGCAUCAGAUUAGUCCUUCCCUAUUGACUGAUUGUGAUCUGUCUGUCUUUCUCGUGCAAUUUUUAAAAUAAUCGAGCUGUGUGUUAGUCUUCACCCGUGUGUGUUCAGCAUCUUUACAAAAGCUCAACUCUUCCUAGAACAGGAGGUAAGGAGGCGGAUUUGGGUGAGAGGGCAUCCUACUACUCUGCAAAGAGACCUGUUGGGUUGCCAUGACAACCUCAUAUCCAUCACACAGUGACGACAUGACAGAAUUUGUGAACGUCACUGCCUCAGAGCUGGAGAUAACAGGAAACUUAUCUCCAUCAGACCCAGGCUCUGUGACUUCCUGAGGUUGGUGGUUUGACAGUAGGGGCUGAAACAGACUUCACAGUUAGUAUGAAACUGCAGCUGCAUUUCAAGCAGGGAAGAGUGAGGCCUUUGUUUCACAUUUACAGUUUCACAGACUGAAGAAGGAACAGUGAUACCACCCGCCUCACAGGUAGAUCAGUUUCAGUUGGUUUAUUUCCUGCCACAAUCUGGAUCUUCUUGUGGAGUUUCUGCUUCUUGCCAGUUUUGAAAUGACUUUAGUUUAAAAUGUUAUCAAUUCUAGUAUCACUAUAUCAUUGUUAUUUCACAUUGUAAAUCAUUUUCUAAUCAUUCCAUAUAAUUCCAAUGUAGAACCAUUCACCACCUUCUGGAAAUGGACAUCAUCUCUAUCCUUUAUAACCAUAUUUGUGUUGUGCUAUUUUUCUAAUAAUUCAAACCAAUAAAUAAUACUUUUAAAUACUAA